Synchiropus splendidus (mandarinfish) is the source of this 8713-nucleotide messenger RNA. It is a transcript of the gene pvrl2l, whose product is annotated as PVR cell adhesion molecule related 2 like. Lineage: Eukaryota; Metazoa; Chordata; Actinopteri; Syngnathiformes; Callionymidae. The record is from RefSeq and is a predicted model, not a curated record. The transcript has 7 exons. The coding region runs from base 214 to 1779 and encodes 521 amino acids.
CUCUCUCGCACUCGGAGCUCCGCGUCUCCACUCGCACGUCCCUCCCCGCUCGCGGUGUCCAGCUGCCGGCUCUACCUGCUCCGCGGUCAGCCCUCUCGGGGAGCGGCGUCUCUCCUCUUCGCUCGGACUCUUAACUUGGCGGGCUGAAGUUGCUCGAUAAAGGAAUACCCCCGAGCCCGCUUGUGGAUAUUUUCGCCCCGCUUCUUUGGAAGAAUGGCAGUGCCGGGGAGAGGCUGGAUGUUGGUGGCGGGCUUCAUCCUCUCACUUCAAGGUGUUGGAGCUCAGAAAGUGCAGGUUGACUUGGAGCUGGAGGCGUUUCCUAAAGAACACGUGGAUCUUCGCUGCCAGUUCAUCGACGGAGGAGGAAAAACCAAACUCACGCAGGUGUCUUGGAUCUGGGAACCUGUUGAUGGGCAGAGAGACAACAUUGCUGUCUUUCACCCGGUCUACGGCCAGAGUUUCCCCAAUUUGUCCUUCAAGGAUCGAGUGAUUUUCCUCAACAACAGCCUCAACUUCCCGUCCAUCCGCAUCUCCAACCUCCGAAUGUCCGACGCUGGACGCUACACGUGCGAGUACGCCACAUAUCCCUCUGGCAAUGAGCAGGGGACGACGACACUCAUCAUGCUAGCUGAACCCAGGAACUCUGCCAACGCGCUGACCGUCCAGACGGGCACCAAGCCUGUGGUGGUGGCCCAGUGCGAGGCGGCCGACGGUAAACCAGCGGCGUCCAUCAAAUGGUUGGCCUCGGUCGGGGGAGAGCACUCCACCAGCACCACCAACGGCCCGGACGGCACCGUCACCGUUCGCAGCCAGUAUCGGCUGGUGCCCACGCCGUCGGACGACGGGCGAGAAAUCACCUGCAUGGUUGAGCAGCGGACGCAAGAUCGGCCGUGGGUUCGAGUCCUCAAGCUCUCAGUGGAAUAUCCCCCGUCUGCUGCCAUCGAAGGGUUCGACCACAACUGGUACGUCGGCCGCUCAGAUGCCGCGCUGGUCUGCCUCGUCAACGCCAACCCGCCGCCCACCACCAUCACGUGGACCUCCGCCUCGGGUCCCUUACCAGACACGGUGGUGGUGGACGGCAACAGGCUACUGGUGAGGAAAGUGGACGACGCGGUCAACACGACGUUUUUCUGCGAGGUGAAAAACAAGCACGGCACCGACAGGCAGCAGAUCACCACCUUCGUCAUCGAAGCUCCGGAGGCCCCGUCCAGUACAGGCGUGGUGGUCGGCGCAAUCGUGGGCUCCCUUCUGGCCCUGGUGUUGGUCGUGGCUCUGGUCGUGGUGCUUCUGACUCAGGCCCGACGGCAGCAGAGGCGUGGCUUCCCCGCAGGGGGCGACGGCAACGUGGCAGGGAGCGGCGGCAGCAAUGGGACAGAUUACAGCAACAAGGCCCGCCUACUGUUCGGCAGCGCCGGCAGCAAGAAGAAUGGGAACGGCGCCAACAACAAUGGGCCCAUGUACACCUACUGGGAGAGCAGCGAGAACAGCGGGACUCUGACUGAGAAGGGAAACGACUUCCAUCACCACCUUCACCACCCGGCGCCCGCCAACGCCCACGACAUCCUCCUGAGCGGGGAGGACGUGGAGCGGAGGAAGUUCGGUCUGGACGACAGCAUGGAGGACGAGGAACGGUACGAUCGCUUCGGCGGCGAAGCUGGAAACGCCGUGCCCUCGUCCUUCCACGUGCACAGAGGCGACGAAGAAGAAAUGUACCUGGAUGACGACAUGGAAUCCCAGCGGGAUGGAUCGGUGAUAUCGCGGACUGCUAUUUAUGUCUGAGCUUGGAAGCCCGGAGAGGAGAGGCGGGGCCUGACAAAACGGAAAGUAGAGCAAGGAAGAGAAAGUGCUUUUAACCAUUAUCGGCUUGAAUAUCCAAACUGAAAUGAUCCUUUCAGCCUGACACUGACUGUAUAAUGUAAGAAAAAGGAGAUUCUAAAGAAACUUGAAGCCGGAUAUAGAGGCCACGGCGGCUGAAUGUAAUCGUACAAUGGUUUUUGCGCUGGCCAAACACCUUGAGAAUAACUGUACAUAGCAACGAAAAUCGACGUGCAGUGCUUUCGAUUUCAGUUUUGCAAGUCCGUGGUUUUGUGCUAAUGUCGUUUGUGUUCGGUGGAUGUCAUCUGCAAAGAGCGCUGUCCAGUGUUGACGCCUUCCUCCAUCAAAACACGCUUUCUGAUGGACCUCAGAAUCGUGAGCUUGUUCUCGCUGCCAAUGACUCAGGUGGCUAACGUGGCACCCUACAACGCCGCCAUUUUUCUUUCUUUUUUUUUUUUUUUGAUAUAAUGCAAAGGAGGGACUCCAAACAGACGUGUGUGUGUGGCUGGCUGUUGUGUUCAUGAUGUGCAUCAGCUAUAUAUUUGGGCGCACGUAUAGCACAGUUGUUGUUAUGUUCUCCUUGAUGUCGUGUUGUUGUUGUGUAAUGGUAUUGAUCUCACUAAGGAAAACAGAUCCUCGGAGGUUUCGCACAGUUCCACACGGGGCGGGUUAAUGACUCAUGUGAUACGCUAAAUAAAAGAGGCGCUUUCUUUGUUGCCAGCGCGACUUUCUCCCCCAACACUCCAUUCUUCUUCUUUUCAGCUUUGCUUUCUUUUUAUUGCUCUUCUUUAGUCCCCGGGUCUCAUUUGCUUCAGAUCCAGAUGCAUCCUGUGUUCCUCCCGCAGUCCCACACACAUUACAUCUAUUUCGCAUUCUGCUCACUCGGUAUUUACAUAAUGGGCGGCUUAAGCGAGCGCCGCGAUGACUGUGAGCAGGGAGAAGAGGAUAACUCGCAUUUAUAUUUCCUAUCUGGGUCGCAUUCAAUGAGGCAAAAUUCUCACCGGCUCCCUUUCGGGCUGCUUGUGUGUCAUGUUUUUAUUUUGCCAGUGAAUGUUCCAUCGCUGUUUUCACCAGAUUAUUUGAGGUCAGAUUGAACUUUCCGUCGGAAUCAGUGUCGCGGAGGACGUCAACUCCGAGAUAAUGAGAACUUUUGCUGCUGAGGUGAACGCGCCUGCGCGCGACCUGCGCUACGUUAUGUGGCACCAACAAAGUGUGAGGCAUCUACGGUGACAAACAGUUGUGUUUUCCUGUUUUAUUUUCAUGAUAGUAAAAAAGUCAUUUCACUAAAAAUGACAUGUAAAAGUGUCAAACUCAAGGCUCGGGGCUAAAGCUAGCUCGCUGCCUCAUUCAGUAUGGUCCACUAGAACAUGAGGUGAGAAGGUCUUCACCUUUAACCGGAAUCGCUGGCCAGAUUUUUUUUUUUUAGAUUUUGAGAUUUCACGAUAUUAGUUUUAUAUAAUUUUAGGUGAUAAAAUUAGCAUUUACUCAGCCAAGGACUUUGAGUCCUGCCAUGGAAAGAUAACAGGGAAAUGGACUAAACUGAUGAUGCUUCUGCUGUUGUAGCCCCUCCACUGUCCCAAAGCGCUGAUAAAGUGGGGUACACACAUAAGGAUUUAGACAUGGACCCUGGACGACAGUCGGUGGCGCAACACCAACACUUUACACACAUCGAGUUUCUGUCCCAGCAUUGAUCUAAAAGCUCGUCCUCCAAGGCCAAAAUGUCGCGGUAUCACACGUGAUAUUUGUAAUAUACUGAACAACGUUAAGCAUGACAUGCAACACUGAAUUGGUCACGGUGGGGUGGUGUUCUUGGGUCUAUUAAGGACCAUUUAUGCAGAUCGGGAUACGGACGGAAACUUCGUAGCUUGAGGAUACGGGUCAAACGGAGCAGUACCGCCGGAAACCAUCGGGGGGCAGACGCUUUAGCUAUAAUGGAAUUUGUCGCUAAGUUAAUAGUGUGUUACGUUGAUGCUUCUCGACAUAUCGUGUCGGGCUAAUCACGAUUUGUCAACCUAUGAUGUUUAAAUCGGAGUCACGCUGUUACGUUAAGCGCAAAGGUUUUGAGUCGGUCCUCAGAGGGGCCACAGUGGGUGCAGAUUUUUGUUCCAACCAAACAAGCACAAGCAGUUGAACUGGUCAGGUGACUGUGACAGUGAGUGGUUGGGAGAAAAACCUGCGCCCACUGUGGCCCCUCGGAGGACCGGCUCAAGUGGCAACAGAGUGACCUGCGGGCACGAAGAAGCCUCCAUUAAAGUAAACACAAACACAGGUUUUGAAAUGAAAUGCUUUAACAUCAUAGGCAUCAUUUUGAAGCUGGCGAAUAUCAUGUGACCAACCUCUGAUUCCAAACACCUGGUUUAUCCACCAACUGUGCUUCAUCUGAAUUCAACACUCUGCAACUGGUUCCGUAUUUUAAUGUAAAACCAUCACGUCUGCCUUAUUGCUUUACUGCUGUCCCUCCACACUUGUUUUGAUGAUGUCUGUGAAAGUAUGGAGGCGAACGCCGAACCUCUUUGUUGGCUGGGAUUCGAACACACGUGUGACGGCAGAGAGACACUUGUGUUCAACUGUGUGCUGUGUCUUCUACAGUGGUUGUCAUUUGCAGUUGAGGUUCUGUGUGCAAACGUAAAUAAAGUCGCUUUUUUAUCACGUCUUCAUUCCUUUCCGGUCGUGUUUUAAAGACGCACAUGGAAGGCUCCGCUGACAAUCGGAGUUUCUUAUUGUUCUAGUUCGACAUUUUCAGAAUCCCAGGUCGGACAAACAGACGCUUCCGUGAGCCGAUUGGUUUUCUGGUGCGGCGAAAUCUAUUUGCAGCUCGUCUUCCUCGCGAGUCCGCAACGCUUCCCCCGUCGCUGAUUGUUUUUGGAACAUGAUAUACUUUCUGCAGAAACGACAUCUGCGCCGCCGAAGCAAAUUUCUCUGGAGAGGCCUCAUCAUUGGCGCUUUGUUUUUGCUGCUGUGCCAGAAAAACUAGACAAACAAAGUGAAGGGAGAUACGGGGCCAAAUGUGGGGAUUUAUCUCCCGCACACAAGUGGCUGGAAUGAAAGGAAGGGCAGCGCCAUGUGUUUUUGGAGGCUUACAACGGCCGCUUAAAUGAAGGAUGUUUAGUUUCACUAUGCACUAAAGCAGCGGCUCUCACAGUUGAUCAUGUGGCUCGACAAAAAAAGCUUUUAUUUUGAUAGUAAUGUGAUUAUUUUAUGGUGGGAAACGCAGUAAGUGAUGAGCUAAUGCUAAUUAAAAAGCCGUUAUUUUACCUUAGGAAGAGACCACCACAGCUGUUGGAACCGACUGUGGGGUUUUCAUUUAACAGCAGUGGAAAAUGCUUCAGGUAUAGAAAAUGGAAACUCAAUCUUACCAGUCUGAAGUGAGGAUCUACUUCAGGUUGAGGUGAUGAAAUCUCCUCAGAAGCCACAUGCUGCGCCGAAGACUGGAGAGCAGAAAGAAAAAGAUUCUUGAAAUUUUAUUACCAAAUAAUGCAGUACUUGUUUAUCAGAAGGACUGUUGUGGGACCAUCCCAUAAUAGGUGAAAUCCACAAAGUGGCAGCACCAUAAUGUAACCCCAGAUUUCCACGGAGAGUGGAGGCGGAGUCACAUGUAGCCUUCCAUUUUCAUGUCUUUAUCACAUGAGAAAGAGGAAAUGUAGCUUUUGAACCUCAGACAAGUCUUGUUUCCCUGAGUGUUGGCAGCCCUGGAAAAUCCUGUAAUACACAAAAGCCGCGGAAGGUGAAAGGUUUUGUAUACAUUUUAUUCCUAAUAAGGAUCAUAAACACUGGAAGGUCUUUUGAAGUGCCACAGAAAACAAUGUAAAUUAUGAUACUUGCAUGUUUCAGGCAUCUUAUUAUGUUUUUUUUUCCAUAUACAAUAUUUCAUUAUUUACAUUUUUAUGGGCUCCUGUUAAAAUGACAAUUCCCCAUGAAAGAAUCAAAUUUCAUUUAAGAUUUCAAUAUAGCGUUUCAUGGCCUCGGAGAAAAAAUCUACACAGAAAAAUACAUAAAUAUUCUCAUUUGUUAUUUUAUUGCGAGUGCCAUAUGUAUUUCAGCCGGUGGUGCGACAAUAUAUCUAGCGCUGUUUUCGCUCUGACCUCAUGAGGGCCACAGAAAUGAAGACACAUGUGGCCUCCAGGCCAUACUUGGCCCAGGUGUGGUCUACUUUUAUGAGACACCAAGCAGAAGAAAAGUGGAAGCAAGCGAGUGAAGUCAUGGAAGGAUGGAUGUCUUUGGGACGGCAACAUCAUUUCAGACUUGAAGCAUCAGAUAUGUCAUUCAAACCCUCGACUUGGCGCGAUCUUACCGCCUUCAUCAUUUGAACGAUAAGACACAAUAUCAAAUCUGACUUUUAAUUUGAUUUUCUUCGCCGUCGUCUCAUGACUACAGAAUGAGUCCUAGUCCUUCUUCACCAACGCAUUCAAUUCCACUCGCCACGUCUAAACUUCUGGCAGCGUUGUUGCGUGUCAUAAAUCGUGAUAGUCGGCUGGGAUCACAUCUUCGAAGAGUGGAGGCACUAGAGACGAGAAAACCCGUCGCAGGUCAAACCGCCUGAGAGAAAGAGGCGCCUCCGUCCAUGCAAGAGUCCAGACAAAACCCAGGUUGUUCGUUCUCUCCGCUCAGGUGUGGAACUCGGUUCGGAUUCUUCCUCCCAAAUUCUGCCCGUCAUCCUCGCUGGUUGUCAGGAUUCAGUAAUGACUCCAGGGUUUUGAGGGUUUGAAUCCUACUAAGUGAAACCGUGUCGAGCUCUUACUCUGUUGCCCUGUAGCCCCAAACUACUUCCUCUGUUGAAGUUAUGUUGAGUUUGUUACAUGAGUAAACGUGCCUCUGUUUUCCGUCUCUUUUACCAAGGCAGAGUAACAUUAGCUUAGCAUUAUAUUGAUAUCGCAAAAUGAUAAGGUGAGGAUCUCAGUCGCCUGGCUGAGACUCAGAUCCAGAGAAGCCAGUUGAGGUGGGACGCCUCCGAGGCUCCUCCCUGGUGAGGCAUGUCUAAACGGGAGGAGGCACCUGUGCAGUCCAUCCCAGAAGAGGUGGAGGUUCUGGGGCCACGGUAGUUGUGAGACCUUGGCAGUGGCAGUGGAUGUUAAUGGUCAGGCAUGAGUAAUCGAUUUUCGGAGAGGACGCAACAGGUCACGUGGCCCAAGUUUCCUAAAAGCAACCUCUUUGUUAUGGCUGCUGCAUCUGUGACCUGAGCUUGGAUAAACAAUGGAAGACGGAUGGUUGCAUUGAAAUAGCGUGUCAAACAUGGCUACAAUGCUAACUGCAGUCAGAGCGCUGUGGGUUCAGUCUCCCAUUCUUGUUGUCCUCCACUACUUCACCCAUGUCCAAGUCUUCUUCAGACUCUUUCUGAUGUGGGUCUUGGUCACUCAAUCAAUCCCCUGGUGGAGCAUGGUGGCUGGUUCCAGGAAGCUCUACUGUGAGUCACCCACCUCACAUAGUUGUGGCAGCGUGAUAUGAAGGAUGUUUUGGUACAAACCCAAAGUUUCUCCUCAUCAUUCAAGGGCUGAGCAAACGGGUCCUUAUGAGAAGGACAAGAAACUAGCAGACAAAGAGAUGACUCCAGAACGGUACGGGCUCUUCUAACUGACCUGAGUUCCAUAUUUGUUUUUCACUGGACCUGUGACCUAUACGAAGGUGUGACUUCUGUCACAAAUUUCACGUGUUCUUAAAUGCUGUCUCACGCUGACCAGCAUGUCCAAGGACGUGAUGCACUCGUGAUGCACUUGAUUCUGCCUCAGCACUGAUCGAGGAGGUUGUUCUCCAAGCCCUAAGUCUUGCAUCAGGAAAACACAUUUUUUGUUGUUUUUGAAUGGGGAAAAAUCCAGAGAGAAACAUCAUGAAAACUAUAUUACAGAAACGUUACCAUUGCUCAGAGAAUUAAAGUUCCUGUGUACAGCCCGGAUACCUGACACUUUGUGUCUACGUUCCGCUCCAUGUCACAGUUCAAGUCAGGAGCGAUUCAAGGUGUUACCACUUCAUGCAACAGAUGUGAAUGUUCAUGAAGCAUUUUUGACUGGAGCGACUUCAGCAUCAGAGUGACUCAUAGUCGGAAAAAUGCGGUGAAUCAGGGAGUACAUUAAUACUCAGCCUGAACCAGAAGCAGCUAAAGCUGGAAGAGGCUGAGGCAGUCCCAGAACCAAAUCUCCCGACGUCCUGCCCAGUGAGUUGAAAAUGGGGUCACGCCAGUUCCAGGAACUGUGGUCUAGACCACAGUUGGCGCCGAGAACAGAGCCUCUGCCAGGUCCUCUCCGUGUGGAGCGCUGUGCUCAUGCUAAUCUCAACCAGCAAAAGAUACAGGUCACUUUGCUUUUUUAAGUCAGAAGACAAGCCGCUAGUCGCUUGAAAAUCCAUCCUGGGAAUAGAGAACGGCCCAAGAGAGGAGGACGGGAAGAGUUUUUAGAUCAGAGAAGAAACACAGGACGCUGCUGAACCCUUCAGGGAGGCAGGAAUACAAAACAAAAAAUUUCUAUAUUUUACUUUUUUGCAAACCACCUGAGAGACACUUUCAAACACUUGAAGCUGAAGUUGGAGCCGUUACUUGAGGGGCCUUUAGGAGCCCGUCUUGUGAAAAGGAAUAGAGAAUGGCAUGAUGGGAUUUACAAAGGUGGUAAAGCGUCCUCGGAGGUAUGGGGCCGAGCCGGUGAUGGUCCCUCGCAGAGGAUGACAGCUGACAGUCCCAUCCAACCGGGCCAAUUAGCGGGUGAAGACAGUCCCGCUUAGCCACCCUCAGCAAACCCAGUCGCUGACAGAUCUUUUUAAUUGUAUGGAAGUGUCGAGCCGCACUCUGGGGACCGAAGCGCCGCAAUUGUGUAUCACCCUUUUUCAUGUUCCCUCUCUGUUUUUGUUUCACUUUCAGCACAAGCUGUUCUCUGGAUCUUUAAUUCAGCAGAAGGCAUGAAAGUCCUCUGCAUUA